Erinaceus europaeus (western European hedgehog) is the source of this 870-nucleotide messenger RNA. RefSeq names its product glycine-N-acyltransferase like 3 (gene GLYATL3). Gene Ontology annotation, molecular function: glycine N-acyltransferase activity. Gene Ontology annotation, cellular component: mitochondrion. The coding region runs from base 1 to 870 and encodes 289 amino acids. NCBI's taxonomy places the organism in Eukaryota, Metazoa, Chordata, Mammalia, Eulipotyphla, Erinaceidae. The record is from RefSeq and is a predicted model, not a curated record. The transcript is spliced from 5 exons.
AUGUUGGUGCUUAACUGUUCCACCAAAUUGCUAGUGCUGGAAAAGAUGUUGAAGGCUCACUUCCCUGAAUCACUCAAGGUUUAUGGAGCAGUGAUGAACAUGAAUCGUGGGAAUCCCUUUCAAAAGGAAGUGGUAUUGGAUUCAUGGCCAGACUUCAAAGCUGUCAUCACCCGGCGAAAGAAAGAGGCUGAGACAGAUCACUUGGAUCACUAUACCAAUGCCUAUGCUGUGUUCUAUAAGGAUGUCAGAGUUUACCAGUGGCUCUUAGAAGAGUGUGAUGCUAUCAAUUGGGACCAAAUUUUUCAAAUACAAGGGCUGCAGAGUGAAUUGUGUGAUGUUUCACGAGCUGUUGCCAGCUCAAAACAGUUGAAUGUAAAGCUGACUUCCUUCAAGGCUGUUUACUUACCUCCUAUUUCCGUCCAGCCAGACACCAGUCACCUACUGUCGUCCCGACCCCCACGACUUACCUACCUGAGUGUUGCUGACGCGGAUCUUCUCAACCGGACUUGGUCUCGGGGUGGCAAUGAGCAGUGUCUCCGGUACAUAGCAAAACUCAUUUCCUGCUUCCCUAGUGUGUGUAUCCGUGAUGACAAGGGAAACCCAGUCUCAUGGUCUCUGACAGACCAGUUCGCCACUAUGUGCCAUGGCUACACCCUGCCAGAGCAUCGCAGGAAAGGCUACAGCCGCCUUGUGGCCCUCACACUAGCUAAGAAGUUGCAAAGCAGGGGAUUUCCCGCUCAAGGCAACGUCCUGGAUGACAAUGUAGCAUCACUAAAUCUCCUGAAGAGUAUCUGCACUGAUAUAUUGCCUUGUCGUUUUCACAGGCUUAUUCUUACCCCGGCAACUUUAUCUAGCAAGGCUUUCCAUUAG